Molecule: messenger RNA, 798 nt
Organism: Penicillium macrosclerotiorum
Lineage: Eukaryota; Fungi; Ascomycota; Eurotiomycetes; Eurotiales; Aspergillaceae
Exons: 2
Coding region: 1-798 (265 amino acids)
Source: RefSeq, a predicted model, not a curated record
AUGACCGUGGAUGUAGCCGCUCCGGCCCUAAUCAGCACAAUCACUACAGUCGAAUCUGUCAACAAGCAAAAAAAGACACAACAGAACGAACAAAAGCAGCGGAUAAUUAAACGGCUGUUACCUCACGAUUUAAUUUCCUCGGACUUCGACGAGCUCAAGUUCAACGCUGCAGCGUCAAUCCAGCUCCAAUGGCAAGGCAAAGAGCAGAAAUUCCAUUCAUCCACACCUACGGAUUCCCAUCUCAUUGCCUCGCCAUACAACAACACUCCCCAUCUCUUGGAUUUAGAGACACUCGACACGCAGAGUCGACUUUUUGCUCUGGCUUUGUCCUUUUUCAAGCCUGUUCGUGAUGACUACGCCACAGCCGAGUACCUUGAUUCAUUCAAUUGGGCCGAAGUCCUCGAUCUUCUCAAAAAUUUUGCAGCCGCCGAGGGUCACACAUGGACGACGCAGUCUUUUUACGUGGUUGCCUUCCGGUCCAGACUUCAACCAGGUGUGGACCAAGAUCACCUGCAUGCGCUCGAUGCAUAUUCGCACCAAGAGGCCGUUGCAAGUGGCGGUCUGCUGAAAUAUUGGUUUGGUACGAAGAACGGCGAGAGGCAGAAUCUGGCAACCUGUGUGUGGCGCGGCCGAGAAGAUGCUCAGCUCGGUGGCCGAGGGCCAUGGCACGCCAAGGCACGGGCUGCUGCCAGGGAAUUAUAUGAAUCGAUUGUUUUCACGACCAUGGAGCUGGUUAUCGAGGAUAACGUUGAUUCAUGGAUGCUGAGAGACUGGCAAGAAGGCCAUGCAUCACAGUAG